GUCUUCUUUAUCCCAUCGGAAGCGUAUACGAUGCAAUUCCUGCGCAGCAAGCUAGCCGUCGUCUGCGCUCGAGGCUUUGAGAUCAUGAACCUCGACACACUGCUGCCAGGCACGGUUCCCGACUUUACCCGUAGCCCUCGCGAUGAUCCACGUAUCCUCGCCCUAGCCCGACGAGUAGAGACGGCCAAGCCGCUUGGGAUGUUCAAGCUGCCAGACGGCGAGUCGUUCCUGCUCUGCUACGACGCCUUUGCCUGCUACGUGGACCGCGGUGGAGAGCCGAUUCGGCUGGACAAUAUCGUCGAGUGGGAGGGCUCGCCGGCGUCGGUGGCCUUCUCCUCUCCUUAUAUCCUCGGCAUGGACUCACGGUUCGUAGAAAUCCGCGAGGCGGCUACGGGUCGACUGGUGCAGGUGAUCCGCGGCCACGACGUCAGGUACGUCUCGGCAUGCAGCGUCGUCGAGGGUUCCCUCGAGGCGGAGCCUAGCAUCAUCUGUGUACAGCGCAGAAGAGCACCUCAGGGCAAAGGCUUCUACGAUGAGCAAGUCGUCUUUGAGCUGGUGCAGACAAAUCCUGCUUCUGUCAGCGUUGCUGCAGAGGGUCGAAGGGAGCCUUUCAAGCUGAGACAGGCAGUGGAAAUGGGAGCGGCGGCGGAGCAGCAGCAACGCAUGAUGCAGCGAGCUAAUCUACAACGAGCAGAUACGAAUGCGACGGCCUUUACGAGCACGAGUAACGGGAGUAGCGGAGCAUUGUCCUAUUCUAGCACCAUGAGUAGUACACGCAGUGGAGCUGGAGGUGGCGGGGGAGCGGGCAGAGCAGGGAUGGGUCAAAGGAGCGUGACGGGUAGUCCCUCGAGCGCCUUUGCUCAGCGGACACCGACGAUGCGUGCUCAAGGCUCGAGGGGGGCCCUGCCGGGGUCUUCUGCCCCCGCUCCUGCAGGAUGGAUCUGAUCUGAUGGGAUGGAAUAGAGGAUGGGAAAGGCAUACACUGCUGGCUGGCUGGACGAGUGUUGUAAAAUCUCUCUGAAUUGUGUACUAUUGAUGUCCUUUCACCUUCGAUGAGCGAGCAAGCAAGAGCGUGGAAAAAAAAA
Messenger RNA from Microstroma glucosiphilum, 1085 nucleotides. RefSeq names its product CNH-domain-containing protein. The coding region runs from base 31 to 945 and encodes 304 amino acids. Lineage: Eukaryota; Fungi; Basidiomycota; Exobasidiomycetes; Microstromatales; Microstromataceae. The record is from RefSeq and is a predicted model, not a curated record. The transcript has a single exon.